AUGGGUUCGCUCUGUAUCAAGGAAGGAUCGGUGAAAAGCAAAAACGUUUCAAAGCAGGAGAAAGAUGAUCAUACAAUGGAAAAUAACAAUAUAAAUUCGGAAACAACAAAAGUUGAGAGUAAAAUGAAUGAAGAAAAAGCAAUUAAGGAAAAUACAAUGCCUCGAACGGAGUUGAGCAAUUUGAAAAAGUUUUCAAAGGAGGAGGUAGAAAACAGUGAGACCUUGAUGAUGGUGGAUGGUUAUGUGGUUGAGACUGCGGGUUUCCAAGAAGAGCAUCCGGGCGGAAAACGAGCAAUCGAACAAUAUCGCAAAAAAGAUGCAACAUUGAUGUUCAUGUCUUCCCACAGCCACUAUGGAGCAGAAAAGCUCAUGGAAUUGGUGGUGGGUCAAAUUGAUGGAUAUCCAAAUGUGGGAGAGAAGGUCAAACAAUUGUUGUAA
This is a messenger RNA of Naegleria lovaniensis, 438 nucleotides long. RefSeq lists its product as uncharacterized. Lineage: Eukaryota; Heterolobosea; Eutetramitea; Acrasida; Naegleriidae. The record is from RefSeq and is a predicted model, not a curated record. Bases 1 to 438 code for a protein of 145 amino acids. The transcript has a single exon.